Molecule: messenger RNA, 1901 nt
Organism: Talaromyces proteolyticus
Lineage: Eukaryota; Fungi; Ascomycota; Eurotiomycetes; Eurotiales; Trichocomaceae
Product: putative aldehyde dehydrogenase
Exons: 2
Coding region: 246-1739 (497 amino acids)
Molecular function (GO): aldehyde dehydrogenase (NAD+) activity
Source: RefSeq, a predicted model, not a curated record
CGCGCUAAGAGCUGCAGCCGCGAGCGUGAUUGGCCGCGAUAUAGUGGUGAAUUAUGGUAAAUUAUGCUCCUAUGACGAACCCCCCGUCCGCCGCUGGUCUGUGUCCACUGAACACGGUGCGCAACCCCGCGCGCCAGAGAAAGCUCUCUCGUUCUUCAUCACUAUUAUUAAUAUAUUAAUAACGACCUGCCGGCCUCGUCCUACUCUCUCUUCCACACACCUGUACACCUCCAGCUCACUGCAUCAUGGCCCUGUCCCAGACCAUCACUCUCCCGAACGGGAUCAAAUACGAGCAGCCUCUCGGCUUGUUCAUCAACAACGAGUUCGUCAAGGGCGUCGAAGGCAAGACCUUUGAGACCAUCAACCCCCACGACGAGAAGCCCAUUGUCGCCGUGCACGAGGCCACUGAGAAGGAUGUCGACAUCGCCGUCAAGGCUGCCCGUGCCGCGCUCGAGGGCGAAUACAAGAACGUUGCUCCUUCCGUGCGAGGGCGCUACCUAACCAAGCUGGCCGAUUUGCUCGAGGAGAACAUCGAGACCCUGUCGGGCAUUGAGUCCCUCGAUAACGGAAAGUCCCUGUUCUGGUCCAAGGUCGACAUCACCAACGCCGCUGGCUGCAUUCGCUACUAUGGCGGCUGGGCAGACAAGAUCACCGGCCAGACAAUCGACACUGACGCGAAGAACUUCACCUACACCCGCCAUGAGCCCGUUGGUGUCUGCGGUCAGAUUAUCCCAUGGAAUUUCCCAAUGCUGAUGUGGGCGUGGAAGAUUGGCCCCGCUUUGGCGACCGGAAACACCAUUGUCCUCAAGUCGGCUGAACAGACUCCCUUGUCCGCGCUUUUUGCUGCUAGCCUUGUCAAGAAGGCCGGCUUCCCCCCAGGUGUUGUCAAUAUCAUCUCUGGGUUCGGCAAGACCGCUGGCGCUGCCAUCUCGUCGCAUAUGGACAUCGACAAAGUCGCCUUCACUGGCUCCACACUGGUUGGACGCCAGAUUCUCCAGGCCGCUGCCAAGAGCAACUUGAAGAAGGUUACCCUCGAGCUCGGUGGCAAAUCGCCCAAUAUUGUCUUCCCAGAUGCUGAUAUCGAGAAUGCGAUCUCAUGGGUUAACUUUGGUAUCUACUAUAACCACGGCCAAUGCUGCUGUGCGGGCUCGCGUGUCCUCGUCCACGAAGACAUCUACGAUAAAUUCAUCGAGGCAUUCAAGAAGCGUGCCGAGAGCAAUAAGGUGGGAGACCCGUUCGACAAGGAGACCUUCCAGGGUCCCCAAAUUUCCCAACUCCAAUUCGACCGCAUCAUGGGAUACAUUGACGAGGGCAAGAAGGCCGGUGCUAAGGUAGUCACUGGCGGCGAGCGUCAUGGCUCUCAGGGUUACUACAUUAAGCCUACCAUCUUCGCUGACGUUACCAACGACAUGAAGAUCGUCCAAGAAGAGAUCUUCGGACCAGUCUGCACUGUCCAGAAAUUCAAGACUGAGGAAGAAGCCAUCAAGCUUUCCAACACCUCUAGCUACGGUCUCGCCUCCGCCGUGCACACCACCAACCUCAACACUGCUCUCCGUGUCUCGGCCGCCCUGCGCGCUGGCACUGUGUGGGUCAACACCUACAACACGCUGCACUACCAGGUUCCAUUUGGUGGUUACAAGGAGUCCGGUAUUGGCCGAGAAUUGGGCUCAUACGCGUUGGAAAACUACACCCAGAUCAAGAGUGUCCGUGUCUAUCUUGGUGACGCUUUGUUUGGCUAGCCGAUUGUUAAGACUCGUUCUAUUCUAAAGAAAAUUUGUUCUAAGUGUAAUUAUUAAACGAUAUUCCCAUAUUGGCAACGUGAAUAUGAUGAAAUUGCCACGACUAGUGACCAGAUUUAAUAAUAGUCGCAAAAGUAAUUCACAUCAAAAGUAUCAGAUGCA